Messenger RNA from Dreissena polymorpha, 7087 nucleotides. RefSeq lists its product as uncharacterized. The record is from RefSeq and is a predicted model, not a curated record. The transcript has 35 exons. The coding region runs from base 208 to 6588 and encodes 2126 amino acids. NCBI's taxonomy places the organism in Eukaryota, Metazoa, Mollusca, Bivalvia, Myida, Dreissenidae. Gene Ontology annotation, molecular function: protein binding.
CAAUAAUGCCCGGCGUUGUGAACGCAUAUUCGAUAAACAGAGCUAUUUGAUAAAUAAAUGCUGCAAAAUUUAAACCACUAGUCCUCCACAGUGGUGAUAAAAGGGUGUACAUUUGCGAGCACGGAUUAGCCGCGAGCCAAAUCAACAUACGUGUAUAGAAAAUAUAGGAGUUCCGGCACACAGAGUGACGCGACAGAGGAUACAACUAUGGGUUCCGGAUUUGGUUGCUAUCCCAAGCCAACUGCAAUAAGCAGUAAGAUAACGCCGUGUUCUAGCCGUGCCUUGGCGACAACUGCAAUUGCACCUUCAACAUCCGGGUUACCAGCGACAUCCGGAAAACCAGUGAUAUCCGGGAAACCAGUGACAACCAGGAUACCAGUGACAUCCGGGAUACCAGUGACAUCCGGGUUACCAGCGACAUCCGGGAAACUAGUGACAUCCAGAAUACCAGCGACUUCCGGGAUACCAGCGACAUCCGUGAUACCAGUGACAUCCGGGAAACCAGCGACAUUCGGGAUACCAGCGACAACCGGGAUACCAGCGACAUCAGGGAUACCCGUGAAAUCCGGGGAACCAGUGACAUCCGGGAUACCAGCGACAUCCGGGAAACCAGUGACAUCCGGGAUACCAGUGACAUCCGGGUUACCAGUGACAUCCGGGAAAUCUGUGACAUCUGGGAUACCAGUGACAUCCGGGAUACCAGCGACAUCCGAGAAACCAGUGACGUCCGGGAUACCAGUGACAUCCGGGAUGUCAGCGACAUCCGGGAAACCAGUGACAUCCGGGAUGCCAGUGACAUCCGGGAUACCAGCGACAUUCGGGAAACCAGUGAUAUCCGGGAUGCCAGUGACAUCCGGGAUACCAGUGACAUCCGGGACACCAGUGACAUCCGGGUUACCAGCGACAUCUGGGAAACUAGUGACAUCCAGAAUACCAGCGACUUCCGAGAAACUUGCGACAUCCGUGAUACCAGUGACAUCUGGGAAACCAGCGACAUCCGGGAUACCAGCGACAACCGGGAUACCAGCGACAUCAGGGAUACCCGUGACAUCAGGGGUACCAGUGACAUCCGGGAUACCAGCGACAUCCGGGAAACCAGUGACAUCCGGGAUACCAGUGACAUCCGGGUUACCAGUGACAUCCGGGAAAUCAGUGAUAUCUGGAAUACCAGUGACAUCCGGGAUACCAGCGACAUCCGAGAAACCAGUGACAUCCGAGAUACCAGUGGCAUCCGGAAUGCCAGCGACAUCCGGGAAACCAGUGACAUCCGGGAUGCCAGUGGCAUCCGGGAUACCAGCGACAUCCGGGAAACCAGCGACAUCCGGGAUGCCAGUGACAUCCGGGAUACCAGUGACAUCCGGGACACCAGUGACAUCCGGGUUACGAGCGACAUCCGGGAAACCAGUGACAUCCGGGAUACCAGUGACAUCCGGGAUACCUGUUACAGCCGUGAUACCAGCGACAUCCGGGAAACCACUGACAACCGUGAUACCAACGACAUCCGGGAAACCAGUGACAUCCGGGAUACCAGUGACAUCAGGGUUACCAGCGACUAUUUCAGAAAAUAAAAUGAAGCAAAUAUACAACACAGCGGUGUCACCGGCGGUGAAGCUCCGGAAUGAAGCUAUUUGGGGACACACGGAUUUGGAGUGUCCGCCUUCCGCCAAGAUCGUGCGCAUCUUCACCAGUAGCACCUUCACUGACACCAAGCACGAACGGAACAUGUUAAUGAGAGAGGCGUACCCGAAGAUCAAAGAACAUUGCCGCUACUUCGGAUACGAAUUUCAGGUAGUGGACAUGCGUUGGGGUGUCCGAGACGAGGCCACUGAUGACCACAUGGGGACUGAACUCUGUCUCAAGGAACUCAGGCUGUGUCAGCAGCUCUCCACUGGGCCCAGCUUCGUGUCGCUUCUGUCCCACAAGUACGGCUACAUCGCGUUCCCUCGGGUGAUCGCGGCAGAUGAGUUCGAGCCUCUCAUGACGCAAGUCGAGGACCCGGAGACCGUCCGGCUCUUCCACAAGUGGUAUACCAGGGACGACAACGCGGUGCCUCCCGCUUACAUCCUUACUUCCAUCAGCACGCACAUUCCGGAAUACAUUAGCAAGGACAAAGGCAUGCAGAAAGGCGCAAAAGAGCAGUGGACGAAGGAGAGCGAGCAAAUGCAGGACGCUCUGGAGUCAGCCGCCACCAGGGUGUUCGACCAGGAAAAGGCCCGGAAGUACAUAAUUUCCGUGACGGAGACGGAAGUGGAGGAAGGUCUGCUCAAGGCGGAGGACUUCAUCGCCAGGCAGGCCAUCUGGCUGCGCCGGAACAUCGAGGACAUAGACCGCCAGGAGAGCAGCUGGGAACUCUCCAGAUACACCGAGUGCAAAUUCAAUCUGGGUGCGCAGAAGGUAGAGAGGGCUCAACGGAUGUUGCAGGAACUCAAGGAGCACCGGAUGGAGCGGCGCCUGAAUCCCGACCAUAUCUUCCACUACAACGUGCAAUGGGUCGGCAAGCACGGUAUAGAGCCGGAUACCAGCGCAGAACAACGGAAGUACCUGACGCGUCUCUGCAAGGACUUCACGGACAUUAUGAUCUCCCUCGUGACGCAAGCUAUUCAGAAUCGAAAGCUCCUGCACGACCGACUCACCGAGGAAUGUAUGCAGCACAUCCGGUUGUGCCAGGCAAAGUGCGCGGAGUUCCAUGGACGUACCGAGACGCUGGAGCGGAUCAAAUCCUACCUGCUGGACCAAUCGGCAAAGGCCCCGCUCGUGGUUCACGGGAUCAGUGGUACGGGCAAAACUUCAAUCCUGGCGAUGACGGCGAAACUCUGCAAGACGUGGCUGCCCAAGACGCCCAAGCUCGUGUUAAGGUUUCUCGGUACAACCGUGGAGAGUUCUUCCGUACUACCUCUGCUACAGAGUCUGGUGCAACAACUGAGUAUCCUGGGGAAUCAAAGCCUUCGAGCCGAACUGACAAUUGACCUUCUAAAAGUCCAGUUAAAUCUGCUCUUAGAGCAAGGCACGGCAGAGUGUCCACUCGUGGUCAUCUUGGACUCGCUUGACCAGCUGGACACCUCACACCAUGGCCACUCUUUGAUGUGGCUUCCGGCCUCACUGCCGCCUCACUGUAAGAUUGUCAUGUCAUCACUUCCAGAGGAGAAAUACGAGACGUUUCCAGCCCUCAAGAAAUUAUUUCCUGACGAAGAUAGGUACAUACAGGUCCCGGAACUAGGUCAGAGGGACGCACUCAGCAUAGUGUCGUUGUGGGCGGAAAAACGGAACCGGAAGUUGACCCCGCCCCAGAUGGACAUCCUGCUAAGCACAUUCCGGAAGUGCCCGACACCACUGUUCUUAAAGAUGUCGUUUGACGAAGCCAUGCUUUGGCGCUCGUUUGACCCGCCGUCACGGACAGUACUGCAGACGACAGUUCGCACCGCAGUCGACUUCCUGUUCAGUCGUCUGGAGAAACUGCACAGCCGGAUAUUGGUGUGUCGCGCCUUGGGAUAUCUUACCUUAGCAAAUAACGGAAUCACAGAGGCGGAGCUUGAUGACGUGUUGUCCUGCGAUGAUGACGUAUUGAAUGACGUCUACGCCUACUGGAUACCGCCCAUGCGCAGACUGCCCCCUCUACUUCUCGUGCGCAUACGGACGGACAUCGACCAAUAUAUCGUUGAGCGCGGUGCAGACGGUGCGCGCGUGUUGAACUGGUACCACCGUCAGUUUACGGAAGCUGCGCAUGAGCGCUACUGCGCAGAUGAUGCGCAGAACAAGCGUCUCCAUGGCAACCUAGCUGAUUUCUUCGCGGGAACAUGGGCCAAUGGAAGAAAAAAGCCGUACUCGAACGCUAAAGGCGAUCUAAUAGAAGAGGACCGCUAUGUGACCUCACAGCCCCUUCACUUCGGAGAGGAUGACUACAACAUUCGGGCUCUCAACAAUCUGCCCUAUCACCGCAUGCACGCGGGUAACGUUGACCUUCUCAAGAAGGAGUGUCUCGCCAACGUGCACUUCUGCGUUGCUAAGUUACACCCACUUCCUGUUGAGGCGCUCCUCGACGACUUCACGGCGGCCAAAGCGGCGUUUCCCGGAGAACCCUUGAUCAAGUGCAUUCUGGAGGCGCUUCUGCUCUCCCGGAAGGGGCUGCAAACGGAUCCGGCUCAGUUUGUGCCUCAGCUACUAGGACGCCUGAAGGACAACGAGACAACAGCCGAGUUCAAACGGUGCUUACGUGAGUACAGCUCUAAAGUGUGGUUCGAGCCCGAUGUCAACAUCCUGGAACGUCCCGGUGGUCAGCUGCUUCACAGCAUCCACGUGCACGCGUCUGACAUUGACAUGAUGACGAUUAUGUCGUGUGGUAGUUACGUAAUCACAGUCUGCUCGGGUUUGAAUGAGAUCAAAAUCUGGAACAUCAAGAUCGACCCUCCGCGGUUGCUUCGCAACGUGACGGGUAAAGGUCAGUGCAAAAAGGUGGCGUUUUGUCAUGGCGACGAAUGGGUUGCCAUGGAAGUGGAUAGCGUAAUCAAAGUAGAAACACUCAAAACAGGAAAACAAUGUAUGGACAUACCCUUUAAAGGCGAUGCUGCGGCCAAAGCGUUCUGCGUUGCUGGUAAACGCAGGGAUACGAUCGUCACGUUUUUUGGAAAACAAGUGAACAUAUAUGACUUCACAAACGGUAGUCUGUUGCAGACUCUUACGUCAUCGAGUGACGAAGCUAAAUUUGGGGCAAUGAGCAACCCGUCAGGUCGAGACAGAUACGUUGGUAUGACAAGCGACGAUCAAUACUUCCUUUCUGUCCUUGACCUUGAUUCCAUGACCUUGAUGCCAGCGUGGCGAGGAUGUGAGAAGUACACGGAAGAAGAUUGGGAUGGCGAGUUUUUUGAAGUUCCAAUCAGGGCUUUUGGCAUUCCUCCCGACGAAACUCAUAUCGUGUACCUCAGUUGGUUCACUAACGAAAUCGUGUUCGCGGAUUUCAAUGGCAACCGUCUUCGCUGUGUUCGAGUCGAUGAGAUGCGCGACAUUCACACCAUCAAGAGUGUAAACUUCACUGCCGACGGCAGAUUUAUUUUUUAUAUAGAAGAAAGAGACGUCGUCUUUAUGAACUAUUCCACACUUCAGGAGGAAGAUCGUCUGGAACACAAACAUGACGUGACCGGCGCGUGCACCGUUGACAUGGUAACAGUGGUAACGAUUGCAGAAGACAACAACCUCAGGGUGUGGGAUAGAUCCCGUGACAAAAAGGGGACCACACAUAAGCAGGCCAGGACACUGGACCCUAUAGAUGACCUCUGGGAUUUUUUUCCGCUUGGCAACCAGGACGCGAUUUUCGUAACAGAGAGGUUUAAGGGUGCCGUCGGCUUGUAUGAUGUCGGCAGACUUGAGUACCGCGCCGUUAGAAAACUAUCGUGGAUGAAAGGCCUAGGAUACGUAGAAUUUUACAGAGGAGACAACAGAUCAGUGGUCAUGUACCUUGACCGGAAGGUGUACUUGUUCGACCUUGAAAAGAUGGACGUCUGCUUCGUGUUUCCCGGUAUUGUCUCGGAACAGAGUGUUUUUCGUGUGACCGAACGGAAGCAACUUCUCGUGACGUCACGUGGUGGCAAGAACUUGAAACUGUACAACGUCACAAACGGCUGCGUUGACGCCAUAAUUAAAACUGGACACACGAAGAAUAUCAACGGACUUGAGGUGAACGAGCCGGGAACGCUCGCCGCAGUGAGUUUAAUCAAGGGACCCAUUGUGCUGAUGAACCUUGUUACAUACUCUCGCAUGUAUGAGAUCUCAGCCAGAACGUACAGGGGAGACGACAGUGCGCGGUCCGUUGAUUACCCUAUGAUGUUGUUUACCCGGGACAGCACGCGCUUUUUCUUCGGAGCAUACAAAGGCUUAGAUCGCACAGGCGAUGUAAAUCAUCUCAUCUGCUGGGACUUAGAACAAAAGCAAGAACUCUUUGAGCUGUGUGACAGAGAGACACAGGCAGAGUACGAGGAAGUUAAAAGUAACAAAAGUACGAAAAUUACAUAUGUUUAUCGUCUUGAUGACGACCGCAUUAUGACCACGUGCCUCGACAAUGUCGUCCGAGUGUAUGACGUCAAAACAGGCAAGUUACUACACCGACUGACGGGCCACAGGACGACGGUGGAGUUAGCGCUGAGUGACGUCACGCCGUACUUCCUGACGUACGGUAGGCUCCAGGAGGAGAACUGCAUUUUCCUGUGGGAUAAAGCCACGUGCUCGAGGGUCGCCACCUUCUCGCUGGAUGAGACGGUCAAAGCCCUCUACUGGAGCGAUGAUGGAACGUUUUUCUACACUCCCAGAUAUGGCCGUUGGAACCAAAGAGUUUCUGACGUCAUCAAGUGGACAAUUCACAAUGGAAAUAGACCCACGCCGAGGCCUGAUGUUAAACAGAGUCCUCCGUUAUAUUCAAACGAAGCCAUCCUGUCCCCUCUGAUUAUCAACGCUCCUAACAAAGUCGAGAAAGGCUACCAACCGGAAGUGGGAGAUCCCGACACGGACGACGAGGUCUUUGACACGGUCGACGAGGUCCAUGACACGGACGAUAAGGUCCCUGACAUGGACGACGAGGACUUUGAGGAUAAUUCCGGGUGAGGUGGAUGGCGAGGACACGUGACGUCACAGACUUUAUGUUGUAGGUGGGGCUAGGAGACGCGAUAGGAACCAUGACAUAGAAGAAAAUAUGUUUUAGUUAGAGUCAUGACAAGUAAUCUCUAAUUGUUAUCUGCUUCGGAAUUUAUUCAUUGAUUUCAUAAUAACCUUGUUACUAAACCAUUACGUGCACAACCUUACCAAUACUUAUUUAACAUAUAACCAUACGAUAUAUUUAACCUGGCCUUUGUUGAUGUUUGCCCAUUAUUCAUUUUAAAAUGACGAAAAACGGAGACAAGAUGAUGAUUCGUUCAGUCAAAGCGAUAAACAGCAGCAUUUCGUAAACCUCCCACUGUGAUGAUGGUACUGUAGACCAGAAAAGCUCUCGUAUAGUGAACGUCAUAGUUUCCAUUUUAGCUCUUUUUAAAUUCUUUAUUUGUUCAUAAAAUGUGUGUUCCUCUUUUUGACUGUAUUUAUUGAAUUAAUUAAAUUCUCAAAUAUA